AUGACCGCUAAUUCUAGUAAAUCGCUUUUUGGAGCAUUUGGCGAUGAUCUGCCGGCUUUACAAGACAUUUUUAAGACUUUAUAUAAUCUUGCGCGAUCCCAGAUGCCCUACGACAUGCUUUCACUAGCCGACCAAGAUGCACUGGCUUAUAUGUUUCUAGAACGUCAUUCAGCCAACCUGUAUCCUAGAGUCAUUCUCUGUCAAGAAUACACUUUACAAACAAACUUUGUUGACUUUGAUCCCGAAUCCCUUCCUCCGAGUUACAGUGACAAGCAGCUUGCCAUUAUUCAUGUUAAAAAAUAUGGGGUAUGCAUGAAGCGGAUUGUCGGAAACUCAGCGUUCCUAUUACCAACCUAUAAUCGCAACAUGUUUUAUAUGCAAGCAUCUUAUUUUCUACAGUGUGUCAAUGAAUGGAUCAACGAUACUGAUCCUGACAGUGGGUUCUACGACAACUCGAGGUAUACAACAAAACAUAUUGCACGCCUGAAAGCAGAGUAUGGAAUCGACGUGUAUGACUUGGCGGCUCAGCUGGCUCAUCAUUCUGUACUUUCUGUAAUUAAUAACUUUAUUGCUCUUAAUAUCAAACUCCGUCGUGAUAUGGUGCGUCUAUGCUCGAUUCCAAGGUUUCUGGACGGCCGAACAGAACGCAAAUUUGAAACUGACUUGAAUGCAGCAAUAGACGAAUACCAGCGCGUAUAUAGUACCACUAUUAUCGGAAAUAUGACCAAGACUCUGGGACCCGAUGGAUGGUUUAAAAGGAUCACGGUGACUCCAGUGAGUAUUGUUUUGGCUUUAAGCGCAGGCUACGCCUGUUACCGGUAUUAUAUUAAGCGUGGUUAA
Magnusiomyces paraingens is the source of this 840-nucleotide messenger RNA. RefSeq lists its product as uncharacterized. The transcript has a single exon. Bases 1 to 840 code for a protein of 279 amino acids. Lineage: Eukaryota; Fungi; Ascomycota; Dipodascomycetes; Dipodascales; Dipodascaceae. The record is from RefSeq and is a predicted model, not a curated record.